ACGUGAUCAGUUACAAAGAUGGCGCGUUGUAAACGUGGGGUGUUUAUCGCUCUGCUUUUGGGCUUUUCGCUUGUCCACUACUCUCAGAACAAAUGCGAACCUUUUGGCGAUGAUUUCCCAUUAAGUCCAUUAACAUUAGACAAAUUUGAGGUUACAUUUGAGACUGAGAAUCUCAAGGAAUCUGUAACCUGCGGCGAAUACGUACCGUUACAGGAGUUCAAAGAUUCCUUCAAAAGGACAGCCCCGAUGGUGAAGUAUUCAGAUGCGGAAUCUGAUGGGAAGUAUUUAAUAAUGAUGGUGGACCCUGAUGCACCCUCUAGAGGCAACCCUACAUGUCAGAGUUGGCUUCAUUGGAUUCUUGGCAACAUUGAAGGAGACGACCUAAAGGAAGGAAGUAUUGGAUCAGGUUCUACUUUCACAGAUUACAAUCCACCUACUCCACCUAAAGGGUCUGGUCCCCAUAGGUACUACUUGUUUGUCUUCAAACAACAGGAAGAUUUGGGCAGCGAAGCUGAGGUUGACAAACGUUGUGGCUUCUCAAUUGAUAAAUAUAAGGGAAAAUUUCAUUUGACAGCUGUGGCUGCAAACAUGUUUACAACUGAAAAUGAGUGAAUUAGGACAAACAAUGUUUAUAACAUUUGCAUUAUAGAAUCAGACAUGACAAGUACUUAGUACACGUGACAGAGUUUGUUCAUUGUUUGAUGCAGCAACAAUGCAAGUUCCAUUGCAGCAUUAAUCUAUGCUAAAAAAAUUAAUAGAACACAAGAUGUAACAAGAACUGGUAAAGUCAGGAAAAAAGUGAUGCGAGGAUGCCAUGAAAAAAAAAAAUAAUGAUGAUAAGUAAAAGAGAGAAAAGUAUAUUUUAUAUGUUUGAUGGAAUUUACAUUGGAUCAAGCAUUCAUUUACACCUGUAUGCAGUGUAAUUACAUGAAAUAAAGUGUAUAGUUUUAGACGAAACUUUA
Orbicella faveolata is the source of this 962-nucleotide messenger RNA. RefSeq names its product protein D2-like. Lineage: Eukaryota; Metazoa; Cnidaria; Anthozoa; Scleractinia; Merulinidae. The record is from RefSeq and is a predicted model, not a curated record.